Messenger RNA from Punctularia strigosozonata HHB-11173 SS5, 625 nucleotides. RefSeq names its product UBC-like protein. Lineage: Eukaryota; Fungi; Basidiomycota; Agaricomycetes; Corticiales; Punctulariaceae. The coding region runs from base 39 to 485 and encodes 148 amino acids. The record is from RefSeq and is a predicted model, not a curated record. The transcript is spliced from 10 exons.
CUCUCCCCUGCUACGCGCUACAAGCUCAAUCCCGUACGAUGACUGCCCUACGCCGGAUCCAAAAGGAACUCGCGGAUCUCAACAACAAACCCAUCUCCGGUCUGACCGUUGAGCCGCUCGAAGGCAACCUGUUCGAGUGGAGGUGCUCGAUCAAAGCAGCACCCGACAGCCCGUACCGAGACGGCACGUUCCGCUUCAAGCUCGUCCUCCCGGACAACUUCCCCUUCAAAGCCCCGUCGGUCACGUUCCUGACCAAGAUCUACCACCCGGGCAUCAACGAGGAGGGCUCUAUCUGUGUCCCGCUCCUUCGCGACGAGUGGAAACCUUCCGUCACGCUCUCGACCGUUCUCUCAGUCGUCCAAGAGAAGCUGAACAACCCAAGCCCGGACGACCCGUACGAACCCGACAUCGCCGCGCUCCUCAAGAACGACAAACCGGCGUUCGAAGCGACGGCGCGCGAAUGGACGAAGAAAUACGCCACGUAGUCUGUGUUCAACGAUCCCGAUGGGCCGCCGAACGGAAAAAACCCAUAUAUUGUACCAACGCGAACGACUCCAGUGCCCGCCUUGUAACUUGCAUAUCGCAACCCCGGAGAAAUAAAAACAGAAACUGCCAUCACCAUCAC